This is a messenger RNA of Anopheles cruzii, 2064 nucleotides long. RefSeq names its product ubiquitin-conjugating enzyme E2 Q2. Bases 464 to 1690 code for a protein of 408 amino acids. Lineage: Eukaryota; Metazoa; Arthropoda; Insecta; Diptera; Culicidae. The record is from RefSeq and is a predicted model, not a curated record. Gene Ontology annotation, biological process: protein polyubiquitination. Gene Ontology annotation, cellular component: nucleus. The transcript has 7 exons. Gene Ontology annotation, molecular function: ubiquitin conjugating enzyme activity.
CGAUUAUCUACGUGAGACGAGCAAAAAUCCCGAGUGAAGGUUUCGCUGGCUGGCUGGCUGGCUGAUUCGCUGCUCCAAAACGCAUCUAGGUAAACUGUGUUGAAAGUGCACACCCGCCGCGCAAUCUUUGGGCUACCGAGCGAAGAAUAGUGAUUUGAUGUGAAAACAGUGAAUGCUGGCGAUUAGUGUGGCAACAAAUGGAGCAAUAACUCAGGUGCAGCGGAAGGACACUUUUUUCAAUCCAUCCAUUCUGCCAGGGCUGAAAGGAUCUGCUAGGCCCCCCGGUUUUUCAGCAUAGCCACCAAUCGGGCUGACCCCAUUCUAGACGUGGUUCUUCACUCUUUUCUCCGCACCGCCGUGCCAUCGCUGUGCCCCUCCUGUACCGCGUGUGCCUCUAGGCGUGGAGAGGAGGCGCUAGUGCCCCUUCGACACCCCAACAAUCGCACCAUCCUCCUCCGGCGUGAUGGCGUGCCUGAACACUCUGAAACUUGAAAUAAAAACACUCGAGCAGGUCUUCCCCAAGAACCAUGAACGUUUCCAAAUCCUCAACGCGACCGUGGACGAGCUGAGCUGCCGUUUUAUCGGGCGCAACGGCAAGCAAUACGUAAUCCAUGCCAACAUUACGGAAACGUACCCUUCAACACCGCCAGUAUGGUUCGCAGAGAGCGAGGACACAAGCAUAAGCAACGCUGUACAAAUACUUACGAACACUAAAGGUUUAGAUAAUCAUGUUAUAAAUCAGGUUCACAUACUACUGCGCGAACUCUGCCGGCAGCACACGGUACCGCUACCUCCAGACCUGGAAACGCUCAAAAAGGCCUUCCAACCGAACGGCGGGGCCGUCCUUCAGCUUCAGGCCGCCCAUCAGCAGCACGGUAUGCCACCUCAGCAGCUCCUUUCGCCGCACCAACAGCUGCAAAUGCAGCAGCAGCAACAGCAGCAAAUCGAAGAGAUUGACUCGGACUGUGAUGAUAUCGAAGACGUGGUGGGCGAAAGUGAUCAGGAGAGCGAAGGGGAAGAGGAUUUACCGCUGGAAAUGGACGAUGGUCGCAGCACAGCAAAGAAAGACGAAAUGGAGGUCGAGCACCUAGCCACACUGGAGAGAUUGAGGCAAACGCAGCGACAGGACUACUUGAAGGGUUCCGUGUCCGGCUCGGUGCAGGCGACCGAUCGACUGAUGAAGGAGCUACGCGACAUCUACCGAUCGGACUCGUUCAAAAACAACAUGUACUCGAUAGAGCUGGUGAACGAUUCGAUCUACGAGUGGAACAUCCGCCUGAUGUCCGUCGAUCCGGACAGCCCACUGCACAACGAUCUGGUGUUGCUGAAGGAGCGAGAAGGCAAGGACAGCAUACUGCUGAACAUUAUCUUCAAGGAGACGUACCCAUUUGAGCCACCGUUCGUGCGCGUCGUGCAUCCGAUCAUAUCCGGCGGCUACGUGCUGGUGGGUGGUGCAAUCUGCAUGGAACUGCUCACGAAGCAGGGCUGGAGUUCGGCCUACACGGUGGAAGCGGUCAUCAUGCAAAUCGCGGCCACACUAGUCAAGGGCAAGGCGCGAAUACAGUUCGGUCCAACCAAGUCUACUUCGCAGGGCCAGUACAGCUUAGCUAGAGCGCAGCAGAGUUUCAAAUCGCUCGUACAAAUACACGAAAAGAACGGUUGGUUCACACCUCCGAAGGAGGACGGUUAAGCGGAAGGAAACGGCAACAACAGCAACACGCGCGUGUCGCUGUUUGCUGCUCGGCGACAAGCGAAUGUUGCCAUCGAAGCGAAGACGGCGGAUCGGCGGUUGAUGAUGAUGAUGAUGGUUGUGUGACGAUGACAAUGAUGGAAACAAUUACGGAGAGGCUGAAAGUCGGCAAGUUCUACUGGAGCAGCGGACACCUUCGUCGAAUCUUCAACUGUUCGGCAUCGCCGCAACCAGCAACUUACGUCGCCACGGACACGGGGCGGCGAUACGGGAAAAGGAUGAGUAAACAAAAAAAAACACACACACACACAGAAUCAUACUUUCCCUCACACCCUUACGCUCCAACAAUUUGUUCGUUUUAAUCAUUUAGUUCC